UUUUGUUGGGUAAUAAAAAUCUGAGGGCACACUGAUUCGUAGAGAACACAGAUGACCUACUAAGGGUGUAACAUUAUGAAAGCUUGUAUGGUUACUGUAUUCGUAAAGUAAAAUUGAUGAUUUUUCCGCCACUGUUGGGUAGGUCAAGGGUCCCAUGAAAAUGGAUGAUUCAAGCACAAGAAGUUCCCGAAAAAUGCGCAGCCCACAUGACGACGAAGAAGAGAAAGCUCAUUUUCAAAGAAUUGUAGCUGCUUUCAAAUAUUACAGGACACACUCUCUCCAGCGAGUUGCAAAGACUGAGAACUAUUUAAGAUCUUUACCAGCUCAUCAUCAGAAGUUGCUGGAGAACUAUCAUCGACAUUUAACAGAAAUCAGAGCCUGCAUUGAGAGCAAUGAUCAGAUCAUCAAAUUGAUCAUCAGGGAUGUUGCAUACAUGUUUGAGAAUGUGAACCCAACAGGUCCAACAGAACCAGUUAAAAUUGUGAGUUCCCGUCCCAGUGGAGCUGACCUUGAGAAAGUUCAUGCUACUCUAAAGCAGUUUGUGCGAGACUGGAGUGAGGAGGGGGCCCAAGAACGCCAGACCUGCUACCAGCCAAUAGUGGAGGAGAUAGUGUCACACUUUUCAACAGACAUGUGUGCGCCUCAGGAUAUUCGAGUGCUGGUCCCAGGAGCAGGGCUUGGACGACUGGCGUUUGAAAUAGCUCGUCGUGGUUACACGUGCCAGGGCAAUGAGUUUAGCCUGUUCAUGCUGUUCACAUCCAACUUUGUGCUUAACAAGUGCCGAGGCACAAAUGUGUACCAUGUGUUUCCAUGGGUACAUCAGUAUGUGAAUAACCUGCUUCCUGAACACCAGACUCAGGGUGUCUCAUUCCCAGACAUCAAUCCAGCAGAUCUUCCACCAAACGCUCAGUUCUCCAUGGCAGCUGGAGAUUUCCUAGAGGUAUACACUGAAAAGGAUGAAUGGGACUGCAUCUCCACCUGCUUCUUUAUCGACUGUGCAAACAACAUUGUAGCAUUCAUUGAGACUAUAUACAACAUCUUGAAGCCAGGAGGUUUGUGGAUCAAUCUUGGACCCCUGUUAUACCACUUCUCAGAUCUUGCCAACGAAAACUCCAUUGAACCCAGCUACCAAGUUGUACGUGAGGUGAUUGUAGGCAUUGGCUUUGAGAUAGAGAAGGAGGAGACACAUGUAAAAACGACCUAUGCACAGAACCCAAAGUCAAUGUUGCAGUAUGAAUAUGAGAGCGUGUUCUUUGUGUGUCGCAAGCCUGCAUUAGAUGACGACAGGAGUCCGAGUCAGACUGGAGGCCGGUAGCAGACCACUGCAGUUCAUUUCUGUCCAUGUGUGACCAAACAUUUGCUGCAUUUAUGUGACUUCUGUCAUAAAUCAGCCACUGUCAUGUAAAAGUUGUGUUUUCAUUUAAUUUUCAUUUUUAUUGUGAUCUCCUCUUAUUGUGGUUCAACACUGAAGAUGGAAACUGAGGUUCAACAGUAGCCAGUCAGCAUCAAAGAACUCAGAACUAUAUGGAAGUCAUGCAGUAAAACAAUGAUAGUCACUUACUCAAAUAUGUAUGCUUCACACAUUAACUCAGACUAUGUUAUCCAUACUGUAUUUACAUGCAUAAUCAUGAACUUAGCACACUGGAUGCACCCAUACUUUAAUGCACAGAAGUCAGUCACAUAUUACAUACGUAUCAGUUUCUGCAGCACUGUUACAUUUGAAUCAGUAUCUCUUUUAUUAUAAACUUUGCAGACUAUCAAUUAGUGAUGUGACUUGUUUAUGACUGAGGAAUGCUACAUGGACAAAAACAGAAAUAAUUAGGUGAAAUUGAAUCACAAUGUUCUGUUUUUGCUAAAGAGAAUGGAAAUUGACUGCAGGAUGUGAAUUUUAUAUUAAUAAAUAGUUGUUGCAUGAUUUGAGAAAGUAGAGUGAUUUACAUUGAACUUAAGCCACAAAAACCUAAGGACAAGAAUUAUCUCAGCCUUGCCAGGAAAAUUGUUAUAUGAGGUUACAAA
Zootermopsis nevadensis is the source of this 2016-nucleotide messenger RNA. RefSeq names its product protein-L-histidine N-pros-methyltransferase CARNMT1. The record is from RefSeq and is a predicted model, not a curated record. Gene Ontology annotation, biological process: carnosine metabolic process. NCBI's taxonomy places the organism in Eukaryota, Metazoa, Arthropoda, Insecta, Blattodea, Termopsidae. Gene Ontology annotation, cellular component: cytosol; nucleus. Gene Ontology annotation, molecular function: carnosine N-methyltransferase activity.